Labrus bergylta (ballan wrasse) is the source of this 3304-nucleotide messenger RNA. It is a transcript of the gene igfbp5a, whose product is annotated as insulin-like growth factor binding protein 5a. NCBI's taxonomy places the organism in Eukaryota, Metazoa, Chordata, Actinopteri, Labriformes, Labridae. The record is from RefSeq and is a predicted model, not a curated record. Gene Ontology annotation, molecular function: fibronectin binding; insulin-like growth factor I binding; insulin-like growth factor II binding. Gene Ontology annotation, cellular component: extracellular region. Gene Ontology annotation, biological process: regulation of insulin-like growth factor receptor signaling pathway.
AUCGCAGCGCGCGGAGUUGACAAGUGCGCCUCCCCCUCUCCAAACGUUGUUUGACAUACCCAUCGUUAUAGGCUUCGCCUCAGGCAGUUUCUUUUUUUAAAAGGCAAGCUCAAAGCCGCAGAUUAUACAUUUUGCUCACAAACCGUGCGGGUUAAAUAACCUACAGAGGGAGAGGCAUCGGGAAUCAGACGCUUUUUCUUUCCCAUUUGGAGACGGAGACGUUGCGCGUAAACGGCGGAGCAUCACUGAAGGAUAAGAUAGCCUACAUAUAUGUGGAUAUUUUCUGCUCUUUUUAAAUUGACUUCAAGGUUGCAGGACUGCAGAGAGGGGGUAGCAGAGAGAGUGUGAGCUUUGGAUGCAUUGCAAUUUGGGACUUGAGCGCGCAAAGCACCUGUGGAUGCAAACACCCCCUUUUGUUUGGACUGAAGCCUUUUGCAAAGAAAGGAUUCACCGUAAGAUUUAGUUGAUACACGUUGCAGGUUGCAAUCAAACAACCUUCAGUUCAGACUAAAGUGCACCAUGCUCCUGCGUAUUCCCUUCCUGGUUGUCACCCUGCUGAGCAUCACCGACUGCGACUCGUCCUACGUGCCCUGCCAGCUGUGCGACAAGAAGGCCCUGUCCAUGUGUCCGCCGGUGCCGGCCUGUCAACUUGUCAAGGAACCCGGCUGCGGCUGCUGUCUGACGUGCGCGCUCGAAGAGGGCCAGGCGUGCGGCGUGUACACGGAGCCGUGUGCGCGCGGGCUCCGCUGCCUCCCCAAGACCGGCGAGGAGAAGCCGCUGCACGCGCUGCUGCACGGCCGCGGGGUGUGCAGGAACGAGAAGUUGUACAAACUGCUGCAUCCGUCAAAAGAUGGAGAAUCUCACGAUGACGCCAUGCUACCUGUCCCAGAGUCAAUGCUUCCCCAAACCAAGGUGCCUUUAUAUGGAAUAGACCACAUCAGCAGUCGGAAGGCCCUGGCCAUGAAGCAGGCCAAGGACCGCAAGAAGCAGCUGGCGAGGCUGGGACAAACCAGCACCCUGGACUUCACUCCACUGAGCCUCGACAAACUGGAGCCAGAGUUUGGACCCUGCAGGAGACGACUGGAUAAUCUCAUUCAGAGCAUGAAGGACACUUCUAGGGUUUUGGCUCUCUCUCUUUACAUCCCCAACUGUGACAAGAAGGGCUUUUUCAAGCGUAAACAGUGCAAGCCGUCUCGUGGUCGGAGGAGGGGGAUUUGCUGGUGUGUCGACCGCUUUGGUGUGAAAAUCCCUGGCAUCAACUAUGCCGGCGGAGACCUGCAGUGCAAAGAGCUCGACAGCAGCAGCAACAGCAACGAAUGAAAGAGCUAACCGGUCAAACUCGUUGAGCCCUGUUCUUUUUAAAACCUGCCAAUCAAGCUAGCACGCUAAAUGACUGCCAAAUCAGGAAAAAAGUGACACAAAUCGUUAUAUACAUGGUCAGGUGUGAUGGACUGCAUUGUUCUUUUUGUUGUCUCGUUAAAGGAGAGUUGAACCGAAGUUCUUGCUUGGGUUAAAAUCUGCACAUGUAGGUCUUAAUUCUGGCCCCAAACGGACUGUUCUGAGGUAAGCUAACACCAGGCCUCUUUAUAUCCAUAGAUAGAAUAUAGGAUUAUAUAUAUAUUUGUAUGAUACUGAUGAUAUAUUGUCUACUUGAGUCUGUUAAAUUUUACCUAGAAAUUGUAGGACAAAACUUUUAAAUGUGGCUACAAAUCAUAUUUUUUCUUAUUUGAUUCAGUUUUGUAGUAAAUUAGCCAUGUAAUGCUAAAUGUUAGUAGUGUAAAUGAUAUUCUGGUAUAAGGUGAGUUUUUAUAUUGUCAUCACAUGGGGAAAAAUGACUCCUAAGUGGACAGGAGUCAUACGCUUAAGCUGUGGUGGCAGGAUAGCUGUCAUUGUUAGCCAGUUUUGCUAAUUGGAGGCCUAUAGCUAAAAAAGCCUACAUACCAAAAGGAAUAGUUUGACAUUAAACAUGAUUGCGUCAUUGCAGAUAGUAAGAUGACAAAACACCACUUUCACACUUGUCUGUUUUGAAAGAAGAAGAAGCCGAGAACCCCAUAUUGGACUCUGUCCAAUUGUUUAAAAAAUCCACCGAGCACCUCAAUUGCGCACUUAUUUAUUAAGUUGUGCUCAUAUUUUUUGGUUUAUUGACAACACAAAUGUUUUCUGAAAAUGUGAAAGAACUCACUGAUCAACCAGGAUACAUUUUUUUGACUGGAAGCAGCUAUUUCCUGUUGUCUCUGCUAGCCUAGCAAGGAAUCGAAGCUUGCACUACAAACUCACCGAUAUCAAUUAAGAAUUCAACAUUACAUUGGUGGAAACCAAAUCAGAAAUUAAGAACAAUACCCAUCAGAAUCAUGUUAAUUUUUUAGGUGGUGAAAUAUAACUUUUCGACAUCAUAGUAAAGUAAAUAGGCUACCAAAGCUUAGCAGUGCAAUUAGCCAUAACUGUAGCUCACAUUCUGUCCCUAUCAGAAGAGUCUUGUAUGCGUCUACUUGUUAAACUUGGUUGUAUUUUAGGCAAUUACAAUAAAACCUGACUCUUGAACAAACUGUAUUUUACAGUAAAAGCUUAAAUAUUUUAACAGCUCUUGAAAGGCCUUUUCCAAGUCCAAAAAAUGGCGUCCACUGUUUGUAAAUGUAUGUACAGAGUGUGUGUGCAUGCUCCUGCGUGUCUGUAUGUGUGUAUACUGUACUGUACUGUACGUGCCAUGCCCUUAUAUUGUUCUCAAUGACAAAAAUCUCUGGUUGAAAUGCUUACAAGCUAAGUCAAUCCAAGCUACUGCCUGGUGCUGUUCAUUUCCCUCCACACACAAAUCGUAUGCAAACACCUCACGUUGGUUCUGUUUCCACGUGCAGGGUGUCCACAGGCAAAUCUGUUGGCCGAUGGGGACUUGGUUUUCCGGGUCUCUUAUCCUGCAAAGAGCAAGGUCGCUGAGUUUGUAUGUAAAUUCAAGUGCCUUCUGGCAAACGCCACUUUGAAUUUGAUUUGCAUGUGGACCCAAUGUGUUGUUGAAGAGGGAUACUCCAGAAAACAAUGAUCUCUUAGUCAAUCGCCACUGUUUGUUAUUUUAAUCUCCAAUGAAUGGCUAUUACAUUCUCAGACAUUCCUAAUGCAUUGACAGGGGCUCAUGAAACUCUUGCUGUUAAUAGUAGCACAACACAGUGACACUUUGAACUUUUCAAAAUCUCAGCUAAGACACAAGAUUAAUGUGAACAUCAUGGUGAAAUAUUUAUCAGGCGUGUAAUUGAUGUACUCGUUUUUGUAAUGACAAAUCACUAUUUAAAUAAAGUUCAUGUACUCACUAAAA